Messenger RNA from Alosa alosa (allis shad), 6803 nucleotides. RefSeq names its product ninein-like (gene ninl). The transcript has 29 exons. Gene Ontology annotation, cellular component: centrosome. The record is from RefSeq and is a predicted model, not a curated record. The coding region runs from base 272 to 5806 and encodes 1844 amino acids. NCBI's taxonomy places the organism in Eukaryota, Metazoa, Chordata, Actinopteri, Clupeiformes, Clupeidae. Gene Ontology annotation, biological process: microtubule anchoring at centrosome. Gene Ontology annotation, molecular function: calcium ion binding.
UCCCUGAUGAGUGUAGAACGGCAUCUCUCAGUACCCUCUAGUGCCAGGCGCCAGAAUCCCUUGCGCUGCCCCUGCUCAGAGAAUGUACAGAGAAUGUAGUCCACUUGGUCACUCUGCAGAUGUGUUCUACAACAAACCAAGAGUAACCCUACUGUAACCUCAUAAGUCAAUAAUGGGAGGACAAUUAAGGCGUAAAGCGUGUACGUGAAUUUUACAGUGGUGACCACGGUGCAGUUGAAACGAGCGGCGUAGCCCAGCAGUAUGUGGUGGGAUGGAUGAGGAAGAGCAAAACCGCUAUGUGGCCCAGCUGAAGGAGGAAUUCGACAGCUGUGACACCACUGGCACCGGUUACUUGGACAAAGAGGAGCUUUCGGUGCUUUGCCAGAAGCUACACCUGGAUGCACAUCUGCCCCUGAUGCUGGAUACCUUGCUGGGGCCACAUCAUUAUGCCAGGGUGAAUUUUGAAGAAUUCAAAGAGGGCUUUGUGGCAGUGUUGUCACGCUCUCUGGAGUUCAGUACUUCUGAGGAGGAUAGCAGUUAUCUGGAGCCAGUGAUCCCAGAGGAGGUGCAGCCCAAGUUUGUGAAAGGAGCAAAACGCUAUGGGCGUAAGAGCCGGCCGGACCGACCCAAUUCAGAGCGGACUGCUGAUACCGAGGAGACAGGACCUUUCCACACCGACCCGAGUGAAACCACAGGAGUGAGAAGGGCCAAACUCCGACGCUCCACUUCGCUGGAAAGCGUGGAGAGUCUGAAGUCUGAUGAAGAGACUGGGAGCAACAAGGAGGCCUUUCUCUCUUCUUUUGAAGCACAAGGCCAGCAGAAGCGCUGGAAGCCGGACAGCACAGGCAGUGGCCUGCACUCACCGGGUCUGCGGGAGAAAGUGACCGAUGGGCAAGUGAGGGCGGUUUGGGAAGAACUGGGCGUCGGUGCCGGGGGCUCACUCAGCCGACAGGAGCUGUCACUCGUGUGCGAGCACAUCGGCCUCAAGAACCUGCAGUCAGAGGAGCUGGAUGCUCUCUUCAGGAAGCUUGAUAAGGACCAAGAUGGCCGAGUCAGCCUGCAAGAGUUCCAGAUAGGCCUCUUCAACCAUGGAGAUCUGCCCGCUCCAAAGUCCUCGUCCACCCCACUGAGGCCUAAGGCCCAGCUGUCACUGUUACAGGCGUUCGAUGAGAGGGUGGCGCGGUCCACCUCCCCGUCUCUGCUCUCGGCCACCGUGGGCCAGAAGCUCCUGACCCGGCUGGACGAUGGGAGCGGCUGCACCAGUCCAGAGCGGGUCAUCGCCCUCUGGACCGAGGAGGGCAUCCGCAACAGCAGGGACAUCCUACAGACUCUGGACUUCUCGCUGGACGAGCGGCUGAGCCUGGUCGAGCUCACCCUAGCGCUGGACAACGAGCUGCUGGUCAGCGGCAAUGGCAUCCACCAGGCUGCACUCAUCUCCUACAAGAACGAGAUCCACUUCCUACAGACUCUGGCUGAUCAGGCAUGUCGAGAACGGGAUAAAGCCAAGGCUGACCUGGAAUGGGCUGACCGAAGGAACUUGCAGCUGGUCAGGGAGGUGGAUGACCGUCACGCCACUAUGGAGUCACUCAAUGAAACAAAAAUCAAGGGUCUGGAGCAGGAUUUCCGGGAGAAGCUGACGGCGUUGCGGAGCGAGACGGAGCAGGAGAGUGAGGUGCUGAUGCAGCAGCUGGAAUGGGAGCGCGUCAAACUCCGCGAGGAGGUGGAGGCCCUGCAGGCCAAAGACGUCAGCCUGCAGGAGGAGGUGUGCAACGUCACCCAGGAGAACGCUCGGCUGGAGGAUGAGGCGAGCACGUUGAAGGGGAAGCUAGCUGAGACCGAGAGCACCGUGGCCAGGCUGCAGAAGGACCUGGAGCACCUGCUGCAGGACAAGUUUGCCAGCCUGGAUCAGAGCCCAGCUGUCCUGGAAAACCAGGAGGAGCGUUUCUCUGAUAUCAUUAAGGAGUAUGAAGUCCAGUGCAGGGAGUUGCGAGACAGGAACGACGAGUUGAGCUCGGAGCUGGAGAUGCUGAAGAACCAGACCCUGACCAGGAAACCCAGACGCUCGAGGGAGAGCCUCUCCUCUCCCACCUGGUCUGGUCGCCGAGCACUCGCCAACGAGUCUGAUUCAGAUGACCCUGAGAUGAAGAAAGGCAGUUCUCCUCAAGUCAAGAAAAAACUUGAAGUGGAAAAUAAAAGUGCAUUGGGCUCCUUGGAGAGUCUGUCUGCACCUGUCAGUAUAGAGACUGAGCUGGCCAUGGAGCAGCUGAAGGAGAAGUAUGAACAGGAGGUGCAGGAUCUCAAGAUCCAGCUGGAGACAAAGGUGAACUUCUACGAGCGCAGCAUGGAGCUGAUGCGGCGCAACAUGGAGGUGGAGCGCAAGGACAUCUCGCAGAGCUUCAAGGUGGAGAUCAGCGAGCUGGAGGAGCAGAAGGCCCAGGCCGAGGAGCGGGCGGAGAGGCUGAAGCAGAGCGCAGAGAAGCUGGAGGCCCAGCUGCAGGCCCGGGCCGAGGGGCUGGCCUGGGGCUCGGAGCUGGACCGCCGGCUCCAGCGGGAGCGGGCCGAGCUGGAGCAGAACUACGCCCGUGAGAUGAGCAACAUCGUGCAGCGGCUCACGUCCGAGAAGGACCAGCUGGAGGCCGAGCUGAAGCUGAAGAUGGAUCAGGAAGUGCUACUGGUCAGGGAGGAGAUGGACAGGCAGCUCUGUCAGUGCAAGCAGCAGUACAGCGAGGCCCAGCGCAGCCUCCUGCACCAGCUGCACUGUGAGCGCCGCCGCCUGCACGAGCAGGGCGAGCAGCAGCGCCACCAGCAGGGCCGCUGGGAAGCGCGCCUCCACCAGCUGGAGCAGGAGGCGCGCAGGGAGCGCCUGCGCCACGAGGAGCGCACCGGCGAGGAGCAGGCCCAGAUCUGCCACGGUGCGGCCCUGGAGAAGAGGCGCCUGGACCAAUCGCACCAGGAGGAGGUGCAGCUCCUGCGGGAGGAGAUCCACGGCCUCCGGACACAGGUGGAGCUGGAGGAGCGGGCUGAGGUGGAGGCGCAGGAGCUGCGGAAGCGCCUGGAGGCUAAGCUGGAGGAGAUGUGCGAGCAGCUGGAAGAGAACACGGUCCACCUGAAGUCGCAGGACGCCGCCAUCCAGCGCCUGACGUCCGACCUGCUCCGGAGGGAGAAGGAGCUGGAGGCAGAGAGGACCCGGGCGGAGGAGCUGCUCCGAAAGCUCUCCCACCUGACGCAGGAACUGGACAGCGCUCAGGCAGAGGCGGCCGCACUGCGCAGCGAAAAGGAACUGAUCGAGGGGAACUGUAACCACCUGUCAAGUGCCUUUGCCCUGCAGCAAGCGCAGUUCAAGGAGACAGACGAGGAGAUGAGCGCAUUGAGGGCAAACAUGGAGAAGUCCCAAGAAGUAGUAAGGCUCAAAGAGGCAGUACUCACGAGACAAGUCGCAGAUCUGGAAGUUCUUCAAGCGGAGAGAACCAAGCUCGGCGAACAGCUGAGAAGGCAGACGACAGACAUGGAGCAUUUGCAGACACGUCUCCAAAGUCUGACGACAGACUUGGAGCAAAUGAGGAAGAGCAAGCUGAGCUUGCAGGAGGCCUUUCGAUCGGAGCAGAGCAAGGUGACCGACAUCCGGUCAACACUGGAGCUGGAUAAAGAAGAGAGGGAUUGCCUCGCUCAGGAAAACGCGGCCUACCGCGCCCAGCCUCAGGCGACCAACCAGCUUGCCGGGAGGCCUCGAUGGAGGCGAGGUCCGGAGCUCUCCGGGAUUGUGGAGAUGGAGGCGGAGGCCGAAGGGUUCCGGGAGGAUGUCCAGCGUAUGACCCGGGAGCUGGGCAGGAGAGACUGCCUGGUAGAGGAGCUUCGCACCCAGCUGGACGCUCAGACGGCGGAGAUGGAAAAGCUGUGGGCCGGAGUCCAAAGGAAGGUGCACUUGUUUGAGCAGGGCAAGAGCCUCUCCGGGGAGGUGGAGGAGCUGAGGGGUCAGCUGGUGGACAAAGAGAAAGAGCUCAGCGCUGUCAGACAGGAGGUGGACGGAGCUAACGCCCAGCUCCAGAAAUCCCUGGAGGAUCUGAGCCGGGCGGAGGAGGAGUUUGAGCGGGAGAAGACGAACAUGAGGGAGCAGCUCCUGGAGAUGGAGAACUUGGUCAUGGCUCUGGAGGAGGCAGAAGGAGCGAACACACAGCUCCAGAAAUCCCUGGAGAGAUCCCAAGAGGAGCAGAGCCGGGUGGAGGAGGAGUUCGAUGGGGAGAAGACAAGGAUGAGGGAGCAGCUCUUGGAGAUGGAGAAGCUGGUCAUGGCUCUGGAGGAGGGCAUGGACCCUGCCAGUCCACACAGGGCUAAACUUGAUGAAGUAAAUUCUGAGAAUUGUGCCCUAAAAGACCGACUGACUAUGCUACAACAAGAUGUGAAAUCGCUUGAAGAGGAGGUUGACAAAAAGAGGAGGAGACUGGAUGAAAUGGAGCGAGAACAUGAGAAGGAAAGACAGGAGGAGGAAAAGCUGCACAAAGAGAAUGCAAAAUACCGUGAGGAGGUUCUGGACCUCAGCUCGCGUAACCUCCAGCUUAGUACUGAGAAUGCUGAGCUGAGCUCGCGUCUCCGUGCCGACCAGGGAGCCGUCCAGAUGCUGACAGAACGUCUGGCCCAGGUGUGCCGAGAGCAGGAGGACGGGAAGACCACCAUGCGGCAGCUACAGGAGGUGUCCAGUCAGCAGGAGCGGGACGGAGCACAGCUCCAGGCCAGCUGGAAACUGGAGCGUGAGCGGCUGGAGAGAGAGCUGACCGCAGCUAAGGAGAAGAUUCAGCAGCUGUCUGAAGUUGAGUUAGAGCACCAGUGGCUUCAGCAAGACAAUGAGCGGCUGCUUAAAGAGGCAGAGGAGAGAAAGCACAAGGUUGAGAAACUCCAGGAGUCACUCCAUGCUGUUGACACUCAGACAGAGCAGCUGCGCUCCCAGCUCCAAGCGGCAUCCCAGGAGAGUCAUAUGCACAACCAGGAAACUGCAGCACUGCAGAGAAUGUUGCAAGACUCCCAGGACAAGGUGAGGGAGCUGGAGAUGAGUAUGGGUCAGCUGUGCAGAGAGAAGGAAGAACUGCAGAGGGCCAGAAGGCAGCAUGAGGAUGAAGCCUCUCGCACUAUGGAAGAAGAAUGCCAAAGGCUUCAUAAACAAAACCAGGACCUGCUUCAAAAGGUGGCACAGCUACAGGCUCACGAAAAGGAACUGCGGAAGCUGACUCAAGAGUGCCUGACUCUAAAACACAAACAGACACAGUUAGAGACAGCUACACAAGAUGCCAAGAAUCAAGCGCUGCAGGCGGACACGGCCCUGUCCGUGGCACAGGCGCAGCAUGUGCGGGCGCUGCAGGACAUGCGGGAGCAGGUGGGUGCGGGCUCCAGGGAGCAGCUGGGUCCCCUCCAGGCUCAGCUGGCUGGGCACCAGCGCCGGGGCCAGCAGCUGGAGGAGAUGCUCCGUUCGCAGGCGCAGAAGGCUAGCACACAACUGGCACUGCAGCAGGAGCAAUACGAGAAAGUAAUGGGGCAUAUGCAGGAAAGGAUGGAGGAGGUGGAGGCUAAACUGAAGAAUGUUCGGAUGAUGUUACAAGAGAAGGUCAAUCAGCUAAAAGAGCAGUUGACCAAGAAUGCCAAGUCCGAUCUCCUGUUGAAGGACUUGUACGUGGAGAAUUCCCAGCUCAUGAAGGCACUGCAGAUCACAGAACAACGUCAGAAGAGUGCUGAGAAGAAGAGCUUCUUACUCGAGGAGAAAGUGGCUGCUCUUAACAAACUCCUUCGUAAAAUUGCUCCUGCAUCCCUGUCUGCCUAGAGCACGUCUUUCCCUACAAGCUUACACGAGCCAUAUAUACUAUUGUGACAUACCUCUAUCCUCUUUCACCACAACCAAGUAGGAUGCAGUUACAGCUUAGUGGGACAGGUGCUGCAUUGUCCUUAGUCACCUCAAAGCAAUAAUUGAUCCUCAUGUAUAUUGUUCGAGCACAAACCAAGCAGGUAACUUGGUAUUUUCAUCUAGGGUACUGAGUACAAUUUUUGCUCUCUAUUUUUUUCACCUCUUGUGAGGUAAGACCAGUUGCAGGUUUUAAAUCAUAGGUUCAAUUAUUGUGCUUUUUAUAGUGUCUGAUUAAGUGGGUUGAGACAAAUGACCGGCAGCGGACCAUGCUACAAUAUUACUGCUUAAAACCCAUAGUAUAAUCCUAUGGCUAAGUUGUUGUAAAGACAUGGAUAAAGUGUAGUCCUGGACCACCUCUACAGUGACAACCUGUCCCCUGAAAGCCUCCAGUUUCACAGGUCAAUCCCUGUCUUUGUAUAUGUUUGAGUGGAUGUAGGAAUGCUACAUCCAUGUGCUGCUUGGGUUUCGGUCCCAAUCUUAACAUCACAGGGAAAUCAGGGUGCUUCUUUUUCUUCCCACUGGUUCUUCUGUUAACAUGGAUCCAAGUUUGGCACAAUCAUAUGCCUGGUCAUAACAAUGAAUGAUAUUUAUGAAAGUGUUCUUAAUAAACUUGUAAUAGCAACCAAAAGUACAGUAUUUCAUAAUGUAUAGUUUUGAUACACGGGUGCUACAUUUUGACACUUGCACAUUUUGAAAUCUUUAUGCACUACUGUACAAUUCAAGCUUGUAGAAUCACAAAAGAUUGUGGAAAGAACAUUUAAGAUGGUGGUUAACAUUAUCCUAUUUUUUUCCCCAGACAGUGAUAUUAUUCUAUGAAGAGUAAUUGUUAUUAAGUAGGAUGUAAAUGUAUUAUUGCCCUACAUCACUGUAUAAAUUAAUGUACAAAUGUUUACCAAGUAAAACCUCUUCCCUUGAA